AAAUAUCGUGAACGAGAGAGAUCAGGACUAGAAAUAUAUGCACCAGAGAGUUGCGUUGAAAGUUGAGAGCGGUUAUCAACAAUAACAAUGUUUAAACGUGGCAAGAAAGCUAUAGGGUUUGGCGUAGUCGUGAUAGCCUGGUAUUGGUUCACGAAAAAACCAAAUACUACAGAAACGUUUCAUGGAAAAAAUAUCGUCAUCUGUGGUGGAUCGACAGGGAUAGGAGAACAGAUAGCUUACAGAUAUUGUGAACAAGGUGCAAAUGUAUUGGUAGUGGCGAGACGAGAAUGGGCUCUUAAAAAUGUUGUGGAAAAUUGUUCUCGUCUCGGUGCAUCUUCCGCUAACUUCAUGAUCGCUAAUUUAGAGGGAGGUGGCGAUGGCCCCAAAAAUCUUCUAUUUGAAUCAUUAAAUCGAUUUCAGAAAAUUGAUGUGCUGGUCUUAAACCACGUUGUAUACGAGAUAAAGCAAUGGCAAGCGGACAGAAAUUACAGCGACAUUGCAAAGGCAUUUAAUGUGAACGUCCUUAGUUACAUUCAUCUUACCACGCUAUUCCUACCCAGUCUGAAAGCAUCAGGUGGUCGGUUGUUGGUCAUUUCAUCUGGUUUAGGGCUAAUGACAUACCCUUACUUCGCUCUAUACUGUUCAAACAAGCAUGCUCUUCACGGAUUCUUCAAUGCAUUACGGCAAGAUUUGGCUCUCGACGGGGAUAAAAUGUCCAUAACUAUAAGCGUACUUGGUGCAAUCGCAACAGAAAAUGCAAUCAAAUUGGGAAACGGAAACCCCGUGGCUGGUAGCAACGGCUGGACACGACUCAGUCCCGUAGAUGCGUCGCGAGCCGCCGUAGAAGCCUCGUUGUAUCGAGAAAGACAAAUUCAUUUCCCGAAUUUUUUAAAGAUCCAUGCAAUAGCAAGCACACAUUUUCCUGACUUGACCGAACGGCUGAUAAGAUAUGUAUAUAAUUUAACUGGUUAAACACGUGCGUGCAUUACUUUAUUGAUUAGAAAAUUAUUGAUGUAUCCGCGCCUCGUGCAAGACUUCGUGUUUAGUCAUACACAACAUAUGAGCAAGCAUAUGAUCCAAGUCAGCGCAGACCACUGUCGCCCGACCUCUUUUGCCUUAGCCUGGCGGAGUUCUGAACUGCUGGCAAGUUGAAUGGCACUGUAUACGAAGUAGUGAAGUGCAGCAGAACUAUUAAGUUCAGUUAAUUGUAUCAUAUAUGUACAUAAUUAUUUAAAAAAGUUAAGGUUAAUCAUAUAGCAACAAACAUUCAUUAUGUUCUACAAUUUUAUUUCAAAAACUAGAAACACUACACAAACUGAAUCGUGGAGUGAUAACGCCAAAAAAAUUCUAUAAUCUUUUUAUCGUAUAAUUUUGUAGAUAACUGAAACAUGUCAUAUAACAACCAUGCAAUAUUUAAUACCAUAUAUUUAGACUUAGAAACACUUGUUUCUUAACAGAUUGUCACAAAAUUCGCAAUGGUAUAUGUUUUUUUUGUUCCAUUACCCACCAGGACAUGGAAGAAAUUAAUUUGUAAACACACGUCAAAGCAAUCUCAGAAAGAAAUUUGUCACGAAGUUAUAACAAUUUUGUCAUUUAUCAACAUGCAUGGUUGUCUGUUAUCUGUCACGACUUUUAACAAAGUUAUCUGUUGAGUCACUGAUAUACACAAGACUGGUUUGUCAACAAUUAAUUAAGCUAUAGGAAAAGGCAGAACAACGUAUCCUGAUAAUAGGUUGUGACAAAAUUCAAAUGCAUGUUUGAAAUAAUCCAUUACCACUCAUACCCAAGCAAAAACAUAUUUACAUGCAUGCACAAUUAAUUCACAUCAUUUUUCAUCUCAUUUCUACAACAAUUUCUUGCACGAUAGUAUUCAGUGAUGUUUAAACG
Messenger RNA from Dendronephthya gigantea, 1887 nucleotides. Its product is annotated as hydroxysteroid 11-beta-dehydrogenase 1-like protein B. The record is from RefSeq and is a predicted model, not a curated record. Lineage: Eukaryota; Metazoa; Cnidaria; Anthozoa; Malacalcyonacea; Nephtheidae. The transcript is spliced from 3 exons. Gene Ontology annotation, molecular function: oxidoreductase activity. The coding region runs from base 88 to 972 and encodes 294 amino acids. Gene Ontology annotation, cellular component: intracellular membrane-bounded organelle.